GACGAGGGCUGGCAGGUUUUCACCUCGGCCCAAGCUCCGGACGGGAAAUGUUUGUGCACGGCCGUGAUCCCGGUGCAGGGCUCGUGCUCCCGGGACGGGCGCAGCCUCCAGCUCCGGCAGCUCCUGGGCAAGGUGCAGAACAUCUCGCAGUCCAUGGAGCUGCUGGAGCUGCGCACUUUCCGCGACCUGCAGUACGUGCGCGACACCGAGGCGCUGCUGCGCGGCCUGGAGCAGCGGCUGCGCGCCGCCGCCGAGGGCGCGCGCGGCCUCAACGCCCGCGGCUUCCAGGAUCUGAAGGAAAAGAUGCGGGAGCUGCUGCCGCUGCUGCCCGUGCUGGAGCAGUACAAGGCGGACUCGCGGCUCAUCGUGCACCUCAAGGACGAGGUGCGGAACCUUUCCGGAAUUCUCCUGGCAAUCCAGGAGGAGAUGGGAGCCUACGACUACGAGGAGCUGCAGCAGCGCGUGCUGCUGCUGGAGGCGCGGCUGCACGCCUGCCUGCAGAAACUGGGCUGCGGAAAGCUGACCGGGGUCAGCAAUCCCAUCACCAUCCGCGCCUCGGGAUCGCGCUUCGGAUCCUGGAUGACCGACACGAUGACGCCCAGCGCCGACAGCCGGGUGUGGUACAUGGACGGCUACUACAAAGGCCGCCGCCUGCUGGAAUUCCGCAGCCUCACCGACUUCGUCUCCGGCCAACAGAGCAACGUCGCCGUCCGCUACCACUUCCGAUCCCGCAGCGUCCUGGUCCAGCGCAGCCUCGCCGGCGCCGGCUACAACAACACCUUCCCCUACUCCUGGGGCGGCUUUUCCGACAUCGACUUCAUGGUGGACGAGAGCGGGCUCUGGGCCGUCUACACCACCAACCAGAACGCCGGGAACAUCGUGGUGAGCCGCUUGGACCCGCAGACGCUGGAAGUGCUGCGGAGUUGGGAUACGGGCUACCCCAAGCGGAGCGCGGGCGAGUCCUUCAUGAUCUGCGGGAUCCUCUACGUCACCAACUCCCACCUGGCGGGCGCCAAGAUUUACUUCGCCUACCGCACGAACACUUCCAGCUACGAGUACACGGAUAUCCCGUUCCACAAUCAGUACUCCCACAUCUCCAUGCUGGACUACAACCCGCGCGAGAGGGUGCUCUACACCUGGAAUAACGGCCACCAGGUCGUCUACAACGUCACGCUCUUCCACGUCGUCGACACGGCCGGGGAGCUCUGAUGGACGCUCCCCAAGGGGAGAGAGAGACGGAGAGAAUUCCCAGCUUUUUCUUUUUUUUUGGUUUUUUUUCUACGCUUCCACGCUUCCCCCUUUACGGUCCGUGGAAUUCCGGAGGGACGCAGCGACGAGGAGGAAAUUCUCGGCGUGUCCUAAACUCAAAUUCUGCUUUGUUCUCAUUAUUUCGUGCCUAAGUUUCAUUUCCUCUCUUUUUUUUUAAUCUUUUUUCCCAUUUU
Vidua macroura (Pin-tailed whydah) is the source of this 1442-nucleotide messenger RNA. RefSeq names its product olfactomedin 2 (gene OLFM2). Gene Ontology annotation, biological process: signal transduction. Lineage: Eukaryota; Metazoa; Chordata; Aves; Passeriformes; Viduidae. The record is from RefSeq and is a predicted model, not a curated record.